AUGUUAACCAAUGGGAGGACUGUAGCCAUCAAAAAGUCCCAAGUUGUUGAUCUGCGCCAUGUAAGAGAAUUCAUCAAUGAGAUGGCAAUCCUUACACAAGUGAACCAUAGAAAUGUGGUCACACUACUUGGAUGUUGCUUAGAGACGGAGGUCCCACUACUCGUCUUUGAAUUCAUCUCAAAUGGUAGUUUGAGUGACCUCAUUCAUGGAGCAACCUCCACCCCUAUAUAUCAUAUGGAUAUGAAGUCAGCCAACAUACUUUUAGAUGAAAACUAUAGAGCCAAAGUAACAGAUUUUGGAAUUUCAAGGUUUCUGACAACCUAUCAAACCCACUUGACUACCCAGGUGAAAGGGACGGUUGGUUACAUGGAUCCACACUACUGCCAAACUGGCCGCUUCACAGAAAAAAGUGAUGUGUAUAGUUUUGCAGUGGUUUUAGUGGAAAUAUUGACAAGAAAGAAGGCAGUUAUGACUAUACCUGAUAGUUAA
Molecule: messenger RNA, 489 nt
Organism: Lactuca virosa
Lineage: Eukaryota; Viridiplantae; Streptophyta; Magnoliopsida; Asterales; Asteraceae
Source: the annotation of a GenBank genome assembly